Molecule: messenger RNA, 1078 nt
Organism: Tarenaya hassleriana
Lineage: Eukaryota; Viridiplantae; Streptophyta; Magnoliopsida; Brassicales; Cleomaceae
Product: CBS domain-containing protein CBSX2, chloroplastic
Exons: 8
Coding region: 128-829 (233 amino acids)
Source: RefSeq, a predicted model, not a curated record
CACAACACUUCCUUCUUCCCUUCUCUCCCUCUCCCUCUCUCUAAUUCUCCUCUGUUGUUCGCAGAAGAUUUAUAAAAAAGAGGGUUUUUUCUUGGGAUUCGUAUAGUUUAUAGGAAUAAAAUCAAUCAUGGGUUCGAUCUCCUUGUCCAAUUCCGUGCCCAUAUCUCGAGUUCCGGUUGUUACUUCAUCAGUCAAUCAAUGCUUGUUUCCGUGUCCUCUCCUCCCGAAACGCCGACGUUUUGCUCCUCACACCAGGUAUCUGCUAAUCGCCGCCGCUCCCGCCGGCGCCGGAGCAGCUCCCGCCGGCGUUAACAACUCCUAUACGGCAAAAAAUGGGACUUAUAGAGUUGGGGAUUUCAUGACACGGAAAGAGAGUUUGCAUGUUGUUAAGCCCACAACUUCUGUCGAUGAUGCAUUGGAGAUUCUGGUGGAGAAAAAAAUCACAGGAUUGCCUGUAGUUGAUGAUGAUUGGAAUUUGGUGGGUGUUGUUUCUGAUUAUGACUUGCUUGCACUGGACUCCAUUUCAGGCUGCAGCCAAAACGACACGAACAUGUUCCCUAAUGUCGACAGUUCCUGGAAAACAUUCAAUGAACUCCAGAAACUGAUCAGCAAAACAUAUGGGAAAGUCAUCGGGGACUUGAUGACACCUUCGCCUCUCGUUGUCCGUGAAACUACGAAUUUGGAGGACGCAGCCAGGUUGCUGUUGGAAACCAAAUUCCGGAGAUUACCUGUUGUGGAUGCAGAUGGAAAACUGAUUGGUAUCCUUACGAGGGGAAAUGUCGUGAGCGCUGCUCUCCAGAUCAAAAGGGAAAACGAGAAGUCGCCUUAGAGAAGAAGGAUCACAGGUCAGCAGAUCUGUGAACCUGCCAUAGUUAGCCAGAGAGUACCAUUCUUAGAUUCUAUUAUUGAUAAGUAUAUAUAAAAUGCAUUUGUCUCCCGCCAGGCUUUUGUUUUCUAGAUUUUCCGAAUUCGUCGUGCAUUCAUCUGUAGGCAAACCCUGGUAUUAGCAAUUGAUCUACAUAUCUCAGAACAUACGGUAUUGGAAAUAUAUUUAUUUUUUUAGCAACGAUUGAUCUCA